This is a messenger RNA of Eleginops maclovinus (Patagonian blennie), 550 nucleotides long. RefSeq names its product peptidyl-tRNA hydrolase domain containing 1 (gene ptrhd1). The record is from RefSeq and is a predicted model, not a curated record. NCBI's taxonomy places the organism in Eukaryota, Metazoa, Chordata, Actinopteri, Perciformes, Eleginopidae. The transcript is spliced from 2 exons. The coding region runs from base 45 to 425 and encodes 126 amino acids. Gene Ontology annotation, molecular function: peptidyl-tRNA hydrolase activity.
AAACAGACCCUGAAUCGGUUCCUGUUCAAGCUGGAGAAACAAACAUGGCUGCUACAGGAGCCGGGGCUCCGGUGCGGCUGGUCCAGUAUGUGGUUGUCCGGUCGGACCUGGUGCACCAGCUGUCCUGGCCCCUGGGAGCCGUGAUCACCCAGGCUUGCCACGCUGCCACCGCCGCCAUACACCUCCACUACCAGGACCCGGACACCCAGCGGUACCUGGAGGAGCUGGACUCCAUGCACAAAGUGGUGCUGGGGGCUCCAGACGAAGCCGCUCUCUCUAAUCUAUCAGAGACUCUUACAAAGGCCGGCAUUGCCCACAAACUGUGGAUCGAACAACCAGAGAACAUCCCCACCUGCCUGGCUCUGAAACCCUGCGCUAAAGAGACUGUCCAGCCGCUGCUGCGCAAGUUCAAGCUCUUCAAAUAAAGACAUUGUCCCGCGCCGUACUCCAAUGCAUAUCAGGAACUUGUUUCAUGUUCAAAAGGAAAUAAUGUGUGCUCUUCUCAUCGAUGCAUCAAAACAUGUUGAAGAUUAAAAUGGGAAAAUAUGAA